Molecule: messenger RNA, 1843 nt
Organism: Silurus meridionalis
Lineage: Eukaryota; Metazoa; Chordata; Actinopteri; Siluriformes; Siluridae
Gene: dbx1b
Product: developing brain homeobox 1b
Exons: 4
Coding region: 257-1219 (320 amino acids)
Biological process (GO): cell differentiation in spinal cord; regulation of transcription by RNA polymerase II
Molecular function (GO): DNA binding; DNA-binding transcription factor activity, RNA polymerase II-specific
Source: RefSeq, a predicted model, not a curated record
CUCCGCUCACCUUAUUGUUCAGGGCUUGAAAAGACUGGAGUGAAGCCCGUGCACUAUAUAAACCCCUGUAAGAGAGAGACAGCCAGAGAAACAGCCAGAAAGACAGAGAGAGAGAGAGAGAGAGAGAGAGAGAGAGAGACCUGGGAGACCUGGAGUUUUUCCAUUGCAUUGGUUUUGAUUGUCAGCAGCUGCUUUAUUAUUAUUAUUAUUAUUAUUUUUAUUUUGAAACACUUCUAUUCUUCUGCUCGGUGCAGAGAUGUUGCCCGGCGUCAUGGCUCCUCCCGCCGUGUAUCCCAACCUGCUGUCGCUGCCUCGGACCCUGCGCUCGGCCUUCACGGCGCCGUCCGGCUUCCGGGUGGAGGAUCUGCUGCGCAUCGGCCGCGACACCUUCCCUACAGCGCGUCCGCCGCCCGCGAGCCCCAACGCCCGCGAGAGCACCCGCGUCUCCUCCGCUACCGACAGGAGCAGCUCACCGCCGCAGACCACCGCCAUCGGCACCGCCACACACACCCACACCCCACCUCACGCACACACCCACACUCACACCCACACACACUCCGACCCCGGAUACCUGAAGUUCGGGGUGAACGCUAUUCUUGCACCAGACACCAGAAACGCAUCACCUCCACCUUUGCUGCAUAGCAUGAGCCCCAAACACUUUCCCUUCCCCUACUUUGAGGCAUCAUUCCAUCCAUUCAUCAGAGCCGCUUAUUUCCCUGCUUCAAACUCGGUGGUUCCUAUACCGGGAACCUUCUCAUGGCCACUUUCGGCAAGGGGGAAGCCGAGGAGAGGCAUGCUGAGGCGGGCUGUGUUUUCAGACGUGCAACGCAAAGCUUUGGAAAAAAUGUUUCAGAAGCAGAAGUACAUCAGCAAACCAGACAGGAAGAAGCUAGCCGUGAAACUCGGCCUGAAAGACUCUCAGGUCAAAAUCUGGUUCCAAAACCGACGAAUGAAAUGGAGGAAUUCCAAAGAGAGGGAACUUUUGUCCUCAGGUGGCUGUCGAGAACAAACUCUGCCAACAAAGACCAACCCUAACCCGGAUCUCAGUGACGUCGGGAUCAAGUACGAGAAUCUUGAAAGGGACAUGCCACAUGGUGCAUUCUACCAUCCUCACAUAGGCAAAGAUCUUCAAAACGCUUCAGAUUCACUCCUCAGGUCUCCGUCAUACUCCAGCAAAAACUCGGACUCUUCAGAUGAUGAAGAAAUCACCGUAUCGUAGCCAGGAAACACAAAAAAAACAGACUGUGUGUCUAAUCUUCAGUUCUCCAAAUGGAAAAGAUCCUACUAAGGGGUUAGACUGAAUCAAGCUGACAGACAUUCAACCUCUGUAGAAAGGUUUUGACACCCACCAGCAGAGGGUUUCAUAAAUAUUAUGCAUCAGUAUUAAAAUUUCAGUGUUAAAGUGACUCAGAAGAUUUUUGACGAUUAUUUGUUGCUGGUUUGAUUUACAAUGCAGUUUAUCAAUUUUUUUUUAUUUGUUUAUUCCAUCACAGAAACACAUCCAUGUUAUUAAUGAGGCAGCUAUUAAGUAGCUACAUUUCCACACCGAACAAACAAAGAAAAAAGAAUAAUGAAUAUGCAUGAAAUAUUCAGGCUACUGAAUUAAUGCCUUUGAUUUGGCUGCGUUUUUGGCAGCUGUAACUUUUUGUAUAAUUUUUUUUUUACGAACAUAUUUGGAACUAUUUUGUAUAAAGCAUUUUAUAGCUGAACAAGAUUCAUACCUUUUCCUGAUGAUUCCUUUUUUUCCCUGUUUAGAUUUUCCAUGUUUAAUCUAAACGAUGUAGAUCCUAAAUGUAUAACUUAAGUCAUAUAUUAUUUUGUAUGCUGAUGUUUGUAAGGAUGA